UUUUUUUAGUAAUGAAAUUAAAACACGAUCGAACGAACGAGAGAGGGAUUAACCCCAAACAAAUACAAACCUAGCCACUUUCAAAAUGUCGAAACGCAACGCAGCGCCGUCGCAACCACCGCCUAGACCGCUAGUAAAACAACAUUCGUGGUCACCGGAUGCCGAUCGAGAAGAAGCUUGGCUUCGGAAGAAGGGGAAGAAACCAUCUGGCCGACUUGGUCGGAGUAAAAGUGUGACGGACGAAGAUCUAGAAGAGCUCAAGGGAUGCAUCGAGCUUGGAUUCGGAUUCGAGCCGGAUUCGCCUGAUUUAGAUCCAAGACUCUCGGAAACUCUUCCAGCUCUUGGCUUAUACUGUGCCGUUAAUAAACAGUAUAGUAGCAGAUUGUCACGGACUUCGUCUCUUUCGUCGAUCGCAUCGGAAGGUGAAAACAGCAAUUCGAGCACGACGAUCGUCGAUCAAGGUGAUGAUCCGGAGACGAUGAAGCUGAGGUUGAAGCAAUGGGCUCAGGUGGUUGCUUGUUCGGUGAGGCAAUUCUCCGGCGAACCAAAUUGAUAUUUGAAUAAUGAUUAAGGAUAAUAAUCCUUUUAUUUUUUAUAAUUACCUCUUGAGAAAUUAUUGUUUGUUUGUUCUGAUGUCAUGUACAGAGGAAUGACAGUUUUGUAAAAUAGAUGCGAUUUUAGAAAAUUCAAAUUUAGAAUCUAAUUAAUGGUUAACCAUAAUUAUAAUUUCAUUCUUCUUCAAUGUGAUUUUCAAUAAUUGUUCUUUGUUUGCUUUAAUUUUGUGAUUGUGUUUGUGUGUGUGUGUGUUUGUAUUGUUUAUAUGGUGGUUCUAUGGAUUAUUGGGAAUUGGUCGAAAGAAUUGUAUUUUUUU
This is a messenger RNA of Arabidopsis lyrata subsp. lyrata, 871 nucleotides long. RefSeq lists its product as uncharacterized. The record is from RefSeq and is a predicted model, not a curated record. The transcript has 2 exons. NCBI's taxonomy places the organism in Eukaryota, Viridiplantae, Streptophyta, Magnoliopsida, Brassicales, Brassicaceae. Bases 86 to 553 code for a protein of 155 amino acids.